UGACACUUCUGUUCGACCACUUGUUGGAGUACAAUCACAACAAGCAACAGCUUAUACUCGUACAGCUCGAAAUAUGCCACCUAAUAAUCCAACUGGAUUUUCAGAUUCAAUUGUAGUUGCUGAACAAGAACCAUUAACAUUAGCUGCUCUUGCUAAUGCAACACCAUUAGAGCAAAAACAAAUGUUAGGUGAACGUUUAUUUCCAUUGAUUCAACAAAUUCAACUACAAUUAGUUGGUAAAAUAACUGGUAUGCUUCUUGAAAUUGAUAAUAUUGAACUUCUUCAUAUGCUCGAAUCAACUGAAUUACUUAAAGCUAAAGUUGAAGAAGCUAUUGGCAUACUUCAAACAUAUCAAGCUAAACAAGCAGCAACUAAUUCAGCUGCUCAAAAAAAAUCAUAUAUCAUCAUUUAA
This is a messenger RNA of Rotaria sordida, 412 nucleotides long. Lineage: Eukaryota; Metazoa; Rotifera; Eurotatoria; Philodinida; Philodinidae. The record is from the annotation of a GenBank genome assembly.